UGGGGAGAUGUUCCUGCUGAAAGAUCUGUCUCCAAAUGUAGCCUACCUGUUCCAGUAUGCUGCUUGUUGCAAGGUAGGCCUUAGUAAAUCCAGUGAGCUGAGCCCACCCAUAAAGACCCUUCCCACCAGCCCUCCUGAGGAAUUAAGAAUGAUCACUGCAGCAUCUUCAGUCAUCUCUGUGGCCUGGAUGAGUCCCAGCAUCAUUGCCUCAGGAAUUGCGGUCAAGGAGUACAAGGUGGAGUACAGAAUGGUGGAGGCUGGAAUUGGGAGUGUCCAGUGGACUGAAAAAAGGACUGGGAGUAAAAUAGAGGUUUAUUCCAUUGAAGGUCUGAAUCCCCAGACAGUGUACAGAAUACGGGUGUUGGCCGUGUGUGAUAAUGGAGUUCUGGGUGUCCCCAGUGAGGAGGUUGAGGUCUCCACAUCCCUGGAGGAAGAAAGUGCAGACAAUAUAAUCCGACAGUUCCUUCAGGAAAGCUCCCUGGUGGAGGACAGACAGCCAUUAAUGUUCGCCCUUCCUCUGAAGAAAGUCCCCUCAGAUUCCUCCAGAUCCUGUUUCAUGUACCAGGUUGGAAAGGAGAACCCAGAAGUGCCCAACAAAGUGAUCCUGGUGAUGGGAGUAAAAGGGUGUGGGAAAACCACUCUGAUCAACGGGAUGAUCAAUUACAUCCUGGGUGUCCAGUGGGAAGAUAAUUUCAGAUUCAAACUCAUUCAUGAAACCACUCAGAGGAGAGAAGCUGGAAGCAGGACAUCUGAAGUCACAGCCUUUGUGGUGAACCAUCGGAAGGGUUUCCAAAUUCCCUUUUCUCUCACAAUCAUUGACACUCCAGGAUUUGGAGGCACAAGAGAUGCAGAGCAAAACAAAUUGUUGGAGAAGCAGCUCCUGGAGUUUUUCUCCACCCCAGGGGGCAUUGACCACGUGGAUGCCAUCUGCUUGGUGGCCCAGGCCUUCCUUGCCCAUUCAACUCACGCCCAGAAAUGCGUCUUUGAUUCCAUGCUCUCCAUGUUGGGAAAAGACAUGAAGGAAAACAUCCAACUCUUGAUCACCUUUGCAGAUGAGAGGACCCCACCUGUCCUGGAGGCCCUCAAGGAGGCUGACCUGCCAAAUGCUCAAAAUGAGUCGGGAAUCCCUCAGCACUUCAGAUUUAACAAUUCAGCCCUCUUUGCUCCCCGAGAAUACGGAGGAAGACCUAAUGCUGCUUCUGAAAUGUCCUGGAAAAUGAGCACAGAGAACAUGAAGGAUUUCUUUGACUCAUUAAAGUUGUUGGAAACCAAAAAUUCAACCUUGACCAUGGAGUUCUUGAAGAAACAUCAGGAACUGGAAGCUGCUCUUAGAAGACCUCCCCCUCCUAAGGUUGAGCAAGUGCACCCAAAUAGUUUCCAGAUCAGUAUUGAUCCGGUAGCCAUCGGGAAGGCUUCGGUCUCCAGGUACCAGGUGGAAUAUCGCUUUGCAGGAGAGGAAAAUUGGAAAAGUCUCAGUUCCAAAGGCUCUAAGGAUCAAUUCAUCCUGGAAGAUGUCCGCCCAAAUCUUCAGUACCAAUUCAGAUGUGCAGCUGUGACUCCGGGAGGGCUCAGUCAGUGGAGUGAGGCGAUCACUUGCAUCUGUCCUACGGGGAGGCCUGCUGAGAAAUCCCGGCUUUUGUGCUGUGCGACUGGUCUGGAAAUGGCUGGAAGCAUCCAAGGGCCUGAACGGAGGAUCGUCCUGGUGGGCAAUUGGAGAAGUGGGAAAAGUGCGACGGGAAACACAAUCCUGGGAAGGGAAGUCUUUCAGUCUAGGCAGUCACUUCUGCCAGUAACACAAAACUGCCAAAAGGAGGAGGCGCAGCUGAAGGGCAGGAAGGUUGUGGUUGUUGAUACGCCUGGAUUUUCCUCUUCCCAUCGUCCAGACAAGGAUACUGCUGCAGAAGUGAGAAAGUGCAUGAAGUUUUGCUCUCCAGGUCCCCACGUCAUUCUGCACGUGAUGCAUCCUUUUUUUUCCUUCCAGUGGGAGACGAACGUGGUUCAGCAGAUCAAAGAGGUUUUUGGCCUUAAAGCCAAGGAUUACACGAUCCUUUUGCUCACCCAGAAAGAUCGCCUGGAAGGUAAAUCUCUACAAAGUUUUAUGUAUUCCAGAGGGGAAAAUCUGAAGAAAUACAUUAUUGAAUGUGGGAACCGGAUGUUGGCUUUCAACAACUGGGCCACAGGAGCUGAACGAGAGGCUCAGGUGGCUGAACUGAUGACCAUGAUUGAUGACCUAGUGUACAAGAACACCUGUGCUCCUUGUUACACAGAAGACAUGAUGAACAUCAACAAAAGACCCAACUUCUGAUUGUUUCCAUCAGAGACCAGGAAGUCUCUCUAAUUGAGCCUCUCCUCCCAAAGGCUCCUUCAAGCUUCCAAAGGAGAUUUUGCUCUUGCAACUAUCACAGCUUCUCUGCUUCCAACCAAUUAUGGGGGGAGGGAAGAGGGAGAGAGAACUUAGGUUUCAGACAUGAAGAUCCCAGCUGUGAGGAUCUAUAGAUACUUUCACAGACAUUAUGUAAGGAAUGCUCCACUCCUAGCAGUGGUGGGAUUCAAUUUUUUUAACAACCGGUUCUGUGGGCGUGGCUUAGCUGGGGGUGUGGCUUAGUGGUCAUGUGACCGGGUGGGCGUGGCUAGCUGGUCAUGUGACACCCCCCCAUGGGCGUGGCUAGCUGGUCAUGUGACCGGGUGGGCAUGGCUAUGUGUAUAGGGACUACUCAGAGGGUUGAAAAAAGUCAUUUCUGACUGGUCCUCACACUUUUG
Pantherophis guttatus is the source of this 2760-nucleotide messenger RNA. The record is from RefSeq and is a predicted model, not a curated record. Lineage: Eukaryota; Metazoa; Chordata; Lepidosauria; Squamata; Colubridae.